Molecule: messenger RNA, 5049 nt
Organism: Galleria mellonella (greater wax moth)
Lineage: Eukaryota; Metazoa; Arthropoda; Insecta; Lepidoptera; Pyralidae
Product: protein toll-like
Exons: 8
Coding region: 196-3216 (1006 amino acids)
Biological process (GO): immune response; toll-like receptor signaling pathway
Cellular component (GO): membrane
Molecular function (GO): transmembrane signaling receptor activity; protein binding
Source: RefSeq, a predicted model, not a curated record
CACAACCAGUUACCGAGUUGUGUUAUCGGAGACAGGACAUACGGAUUGUGGAGAGCCAUUUGGAAAUUCGUGUUAUUUUUGUGUGUUUACAAUAAUAUUGUUUCCAUGUUGUGUUCAGUGAUGUGCUGGACGUGUGGUUUAGGUGUGAGGAGAUAGCAGACAGACAGACAGAGAGCACCCGAGCGCCGACCACCGAUGCGGUCGCGGUCCGCGGCGGCGGCGGCGCUGGUGGCGGCGCUGGCGGCGGCGCUGGUGGGGCCGGUGCGCGCGUUCGACUGCCCGGCGCCGUGCUCGUGCGGCUACGCCGGCGACCAGCGCGAGUACACGUGCCAGCUGCCGUCCGCCAACGUCACCGUCACCGCGCAGAUCAACAGCUACGCUGACGUCCGCUGCACGGGCGGAGUGAUCCGCUGCCCCGAGCUGCCGCACAUAGCGGUGGGCCGCAACGACACGCUGAGGAGCUUCAGCGUGUCGCAGUGCGAGCUGGGCGGGCCGCUGGCGUGCGUGCUGGGCGCGCUGGGCGCGCGCGCGGCCGGCGCGCUGCUCGUGCGCGCGCCCGGCACGCCGCUGCGCGCCCGCCACGUGGCCGGCCUGCGCGCGCUCACCAGCUUGCGGCUCCUCGACGCCGCCGCCCAAACCACUGUGCCGUACGAAGCGCUGCAAGUAUUGCCCUCCCUCACGGACUUCAGACUGCGAGGAGCUAACUUGACCCUCAGCGAGGAGGGCUUCCAGUCCGGUGGCUCGCUGCAGCACGUGGAACUGUCCAGUGACAAUAUCCGUGAACUGCCGGCCGGCGGGUUCCGAGGGCUGGACAAGCUACCACAGCUCCACCUGUGGGAUAAUCUUAUUGAACAACUCCAUCCUGAUGCGUUUCAAGGCUUGGACUCGUUGGAGCGGCUGGACGUGAGUCGCAACCGACUCCGUGUGCUGCCCACCAACGCGUUCGUGAACACUCCCAAGUUAAAACAGAUCACAUUCUUCGCCAAUCCCCUGGAAGAGAUAGCCACUGACGUGUUUGCUGGACUACAGUUUCUGGAGAAGGUAACAGCGUUUGACAACCGCGCCAAUCUGAAACUCAGUCCGCGCUCGUUCGCCAAUCUUCCCGCUCUGAAAAGUGUACGACUCACGAAAUGCAGAAUCUACGAAUUGUCCCCUGACACCUUUCACAACUCGUCAGCGAUCACAAGCCUGCAACUCAGCGGCAACAGCAUAAGCGCUCUACCAGCUGCAUUGUUCAGAGACCAGAUCAAACUUGAGUCGUUGCAGCUGAAUGAUAACAAGAUACAAACGUUGAGGUCGGACGUGUUCUGGCCUCUCAAGCAGCUGAAAGACUUAAAUCUGGAUAAGAAUCUUAUUGAAGUGCUGCCUGGACAACUAUUCUCUGGGUUGACGCGAUUGAAAUCAAUUCGAAUCACCAACAACAGAUUGAAGUUGAUCGCUAGUGACGCGUUCAACGACGCAGGCGGCCUGGAGACGAUCUACCUCUCCAACAACUCACUAACUCUCCGCCUCGAUGGCGUCGAAAUGCCCGAUAAAGUCUCUACUUACGAGGAAUUCGAGCUGCAGUCCCCGUUCAGUUCGUUGUUGCAGCUCAGAGAACUGGACCUCAGCAGCAACUCCAUCACGUCCAUAUUCAGCGAUUGGAGGUUCGUUUUGUUGAAUCUGAAGAAAUUAAACUUGGCCUGGAACCAGAUCGGCGAACUAACGGGUGCCGACAUCCAAUUCUUGGGCUCUGAAAUCACUAUAGACCUUCGACACAACAACAUAACCAACGUGGAAGUGAUGGAAAUGCCGCCCUGGCUCGCCGGAACUGGGUCUGCAACGAAAUCCAAGGUGUUGCUCGACGAUAACCCUUUCAACUGCGACUGUAACAUGUACUCCUUCAUCAGACGUCUCCAAGGUCUGUCUACAGCCGUCACCGCUGAGCCAAAACUGAUUCCGGACGGGGCACGAUGUGCAGCUCCGAACCAUGUCAAAGGUGUCCCCAUUCGCACGCUGCAGCCGGAUGUGUUAACAUGUAAUCUACCAGCAGACGACUGCCCAACUGAUUGCUCCUGCAAUUUGAGACCAGCCACUAGUGAACUCGAAUUUACCUGCCUUACUCUACCCAAACUGCCGGAACCUUCGUCUUAUGGUUUAUCAGCGACCAAACUCCGUCUAAAUCGGCCUUCGACUAAUUUGCUAGAUCUACCAAAACACGUUACCACUUUGAUUCUUACAAACGACAAUCUGACAAAGGUACCGCUAGUGCCUUUUACUUUAAAAGAACUGGACCUGUCUGGGAAUCUCCUGUCAAGAGUUCCAUCGAAGUUACUGAAAGCGAACAUCACUUUACGUCUGGCGAAUAAUCCGUUGAACUGCGACUGCGAUCACAUCGACGACGUUGUACUGUUACAAAGCAGUGAAGCGAAGGUCGCCGACGCGGCGAACGUCACGUGCAUAGGAGGUGAAACGCCGUGGCUGGUGGACGCGGGCAGGUUGUGCGCGGUCCGACGCGCCGCCAUACUGGGCGGCGCCCUCGCCGCACUUGGCAUAAUAGCGGCUAUAGCCGCCGCUCUAGUCUACAAGUAUUCGUCUGAAAUUAAAUUGCUCAUAUACUCCCGGGAGUGGCUGCGGUGGAUGAUACGAGAGGAAGACGUGGACCGCGAUAAAAUCUAUGACGCGUUCGUUUCGUUCUCACAUAAAGAUGCGAGAUUCGUCGCGGAACAACUGCUUCCGGGACUGGAGAACGGACCGAGGCCUUUCAAGAUCUGUGUGCACUACCGAGACUGGGUCAUCGGGGAGUGGAUCCCGGCGCAGAUCGCGAGCUCCGUGGAACAAUCGCGGCGGACUAUCAUAGUGCUGUCCAAGAACUUUGUGGAUUCCGUUUGGGGCAAAAUGGAGUUCAGGGUGGCUCACUUGAGUGCUCAGAAGGAGAAGAGAACUAGAGUGGUCGUUGUACUUCUAGAGGACGCUCCGCCCGAUGACCAGCUGGACGCGGAACUUCGGGCGUAUCUGAAAACUAAUACGUAUGUCAAGUGGGGCGAUCCUUGGUUCUGGGAGAAGAUGAAGGUCGCUCUGGCUGGCAAGAGAGUUGAUAAGAAGGCGGAGAAACGCGCCCGGCACAUGGGAGAGAAGAUCACGAAAGGCGGCCUGAACGCUCGCCUGAACAGUGAGGGGAAAAUUAUCAAUGACAAUAAGGCAGAGAAAACUGCUUUCACUCCGCCUUCUCUGUGAUAUGGUGUUUUAAUUUCAAUUUUACGUGUAUAUUAUAAGGUUCAAAUUACCUCGUUUCCCAAAUCUGCGGAAAUAUGGUGCUUAAAAUGGUAACUAUUCGGAGCAUGUCUCUCGAGGUUUAGGUAGUACAAAUGUUAAAGCAAUAUAGCCUUUAUUCAAAAUAAAAUAAAGCUUAUAUUAAAAAGGACGAGCUAGUCGAGCUUAUCAUUGCAAUAUAGACUUUAUUUAGAUUAUUAUUAUGCUUUAUUUUAGAUUUUAUUGUAUUUGAGCCAAUAUUUGAUAAUAUUUUUUAAAGAAAUCUAAGCUUUAUCUAUAGGAGAUAGUGUAGAAUAUUAAUUGACUACACAUUUGAGCCAAAAUAUUACUCAUGUUAGUGUUAAUUGAGAUUAUAUGCAAACAGCUAUAAAAAUAGAUGUACAAUGCGAUAUUGGAAGCGUGUAUCGGGCAGGGUGUACACUGACUUAUGAUGAUUAGAUAGGCCGUGAUCUAGCUCUGAGGGAGGAGUCCACAGUUUCCGGAGACCUAGCAGGCCGGCGUGCAUGCAUGACGCGACUCACGACAGUGGAUCUGACAAGAGAUGUAUGAUGCAUGUAAGGCGCCCGCUCCUCUCUGCGUGCGCUGAUAGUAAAGUGAAUCUCUAUGCGAUCAAUCUCAUUGUAACUGGUUUGUUUUCUCUUAUAUACAGAAUGGACGCCACAUCGUCGACUAACUAACGCUCAGGUAGUACGUGUUUGUUUUACAAGCAGUGGCGUAGCUACCGGAGGGCUAGGCGGGGCCGCGCCCCGGGACCUCCAAGCUUCCAAGCUCGGGGGACUUACAAGCUUGGACUGCUUUACGACCCAUAAAUUGAACUAGUAAACAUUUCUUUCACAUUCAAAAUAUAUAUAAACCAAUAAUGGCAACUUAUUUGAAAAAAAAUACAUUUUGUGCAGCUAUGUUUUGUAAAGAAAAUCUGAAACUACAUACUUCAAAAAAGUUCCUUGUUUUAUAAUUGUCUAUUUGACCAUAGUAACAAAUGAAACCGUAAAGCUAUCUAUUUAUAGAAAAAUGAGCCAUGUUCUAGAGGUAUAAGAUUUAUUUUUAUUUGCCUAGUUUGUAAGGUUUAUCUCUGAGGUGCUUAGGUAUUAAUUAUAUAUUUACCUGUAUUGUAUUCUCUCUAUCAAUUUCUUUAGCCAUUAUUUUCUGAUCUUAAUUUUUAAUUUGCACUGAAAUUAGAAUUCCGUCCUACAAUAGUCAAGUUUUAUGCUAUUAUUUUGUAUACACUGCGCCAUCUAGUUCUUUAGUACUACUACUACUGUGUAGUACUGUGGUUUUACUAUCGGUACGGAUAGAUGGCGUGGUAUAUAGUAAUUAAGUAUUUAAUUUUUGUUUGACAUAAAUUACAGCGGCUUAUUUGGUUUCUUCAUAGCACUUGCAUAAUACAUUUGUUAAGUUUUAGUACGUUGUUAUAAUUAUGUCGAAUUACAAACAGAACUGAUUUAUAGUAGUAAAAUUACAAUAUUAACUGUUAUAUUGUUACCUAAACAUUCAAAGCUUGUUCAACUGUGCAUAUCCAUAUAUCUAGGUUUAACAUAUACAAGUGUACGAUAAUAUCUCUCUAUAAACACUUCGGCGAUACAAAGUUGUGUUAAUUUUGUCGAAGUAUUUAUAGAGAGUUUAAUUUUGUGCAUGCAUAAGUCUAGUUCUGCAUUCUGACCAAUCGGUGUCGCUGUACCAUUAAUACAUGUUGGGAAUUUGUCAGCGCUUCAUUUACAUGUAUAAAAAUGUAAAAUGUAUAUAUUGUUUGUACAUGUACGUAUAUAAGGUUCAAGAAAUAUAAAAUAUAAAAAAGUG